Colletotrichum truncatum is the source of this 951-nucleotide messenger RNA. Its product is annotated as catalyzes late reaction in the cephamycin biosynthetic pathway. Gene Ontology annotation, molecular function: oxidoreductase activity. The record is from RefSeq and is a predicted model, not a curated record. Lineage: Eukaryota; Fungi; Ascomycota; Sordariomycetes; Glomerellales; Glomerellaceae.
AUGGUUGCCAACCACGCCGGCGCAAAAGACUUGGCUUGUGGGAUGCACAAAGCGGCGGAAAAACCCAAAGGGGUUCAUACGACACUGAAGUAUUAUGGAGGUGACCCCAGCUUGCCAUUGGAACCUACCAUCAUAGGAGGUCCUGAGCCUCCCAAAUGGGCGCCUAAGGUCGAUUCUCCGGUGAUAAUCACUGACGUUACCGAUAAUGAGGACCAAUACAAACUCAUGACACAUGGAUUCCAGUACGCAAAGCAUAAAACCCAAUUUGAAUCUGUUUUGCCGGAGUUGAAGAAUCGUAAUGGCUGCACCGAGCCACUUAAUGAGACCACGAAAGCACACUACGAUGAGAUGCACACGUUUUUGGAAGAUAUUCUAUCAAAACAAGAGAAUCUACCUAAACCAUCGCUUAUACGUAUUCUAAUGCACACCAACCGAGUCUCUCAGGUUGGGCAGAAAGGAACGUUGGGCCCCAUUUAUAACGUUCAUGUUGACCAGUCUGCAUCAGCCGCUGAAGUGCUUGCUCAUCGAUGGCUUGGUGAAGAUGCAGCUGAGUUACUCGCGAAACCCAGGUUCCAAAUUAUAAACAUGUGGCGGCCUUGCAAACCUAUCACUCGGGACCCAUUCGCGGUGUCGGAUGCAACUACGAUCCCGGACUCGGACUACAUCAAGGUCCCUUUCGUUUACCCGGACCGUACAUCUGAGUUGCUGGAAGUGUGUCCUGCAGCCAAUCCUGAAAGGCCUCAUCGAUGGUACUUCAAGGACAACCAACAAACUGAUGACGUGGUUCUAUUCAUUCAGGCUGACACAACGAAGCGACCUGGGGCUGUAAGACGAUGCCCCCAUGCUGCUUUCAAAGAUCCACGACUAGAAGAGUCGAAAGAAGAUCCGAGGGUCAGCAUUGAAAUAAGAGCUAUGGUUGUCUAUGACCAUGAUAACUUUGAUGUCGAGUGA